This is a messenger RNA of Cryphonectria parasitica EP155, 696 nucleotides long. RefSeq lists its product as uncharacterized. Lineage: Eukaryota; Fungi; Ascomycota; Sordariomycetes; Diaporthales; Cryphonectriaceae. The transcript has a single exon. Bases 167 to 328 code for a protein of 53 amino acids. The record is from RefSeq and is a predicted model, not a curated record.
AGAUCUGGAUUUCACAUAUAUUGUUGCCUGUUCCGACUAUACAUAUAGAUAUACAGAGCGAGCAAGUUCUACUUGCAGCUGUGCCAGACUGUCGUGGGCCUUCUCUCCUUCAAACCCUGCGCAUGUGUGUUCCUGUCCACACAGACAUCAUCUAUAGAUACUAGUGAUGCACGCAGGUAAGAGACAGGAGCGCAGCCCGAGUAUCGAGAACAAGGCAAUAGCCAAGGCUCGCAAACGCGGCGCACUUUGCAAGCUGGAGGGAACAUUUCGCGCUCGCGCAUACAAAUUUGUGCGGAAAGAAAUCAGACUUGCCACCCCCAGCCAUUGAUCCCACCCUGCAAGUAUUGGGUAUAUCCGUCACACUUGGUCUCCUUCUCGUGGCUUCAUGAACACAUAAGGAAAGAAAUAAAAGAAGGAAAGAUUGAGUCCAGUGUUAAUCUCGUUUGGAAAAUGAUUCCAUAUUGUGCUUUGCCGUCCCACCUGGAGAUGGCCUUGGGGUGAUGGUGAUGUGUGUGAGGGGGUCAAAUGGUGAAAUGAGAGAUAUAUGAGAUCCAGGCUGUUCCUUGGUACAGUAUUACCAGACGGCUGUGUUGCACUACACAUUGUGGCACGGUACACACACGAUUAUAGUGAAACGUGGCGGUGGCAAACCCCUCGUAUCUAAGCUCUCUCCCCCUCCACAAGGUCCAGCAGAGU